GUUUAAACCUUUAUCUAUAUUCUUACACAGUACUUCAGAUGAUAGAUACUGGCAAUACAAUAGAGAAGAUGCCCAAGUUGAAGAAAGCGCACUGGGGAUGGGAGCUUUGCCCACUGCCGCCCAGAUGUACUUCAUUAAGGCUACGAAGUAUCUAUUGGAGUUCGGGGAGGAAGAGCAGCUCAUGCCGGGCCUCGACAACAAGGAGAGGAAGGCCUUGCGAAACUUGAUAAAAUACAAAUUAGACAACAUAGAACAGCUGGUCUAUAGCGGACUCUUGUCCAUCUCCAGCGAAAGUACCGCCGAGAAGAACCCUUUUGCCAAGGGAUCGUUCAAGAUGAUCUUCAUCCCAGGGACCGACAUAAAGUUGAACCUCAUGAUCGAACCGGCCGCGGUGCGCUUCUGGGACUCCUCCAAGAACCUGGAAGGAUCCCAUCCGCUGCACUUGUUGUGCUCGCUGCACGACAUACCCGCUCAGGCGAUCCGGGAUCUCUUCGAUAUUCAUCCGGUUGAUGUCAACGUAACGAACAGUGCUGGAUUCACAGCUUUGACCAUUGCCAUCCAUGCGGGAAAUUUUCCCGUAGUUAAAUUAUUGAUCGAAAAAGGGUCUCACGUGAACUAUGCCCCGGCUGUUCCGCUCACUCUCGAUGAAUUGGGAUCUUAUUAUCCGUUUUUGAGUGUAUUUUCUCCGGUACCGAUGACUUGCCCAAGGAUGCACUAUUACGUCACGCCCGUAGAUGCAGCUGUAUUUGCGAAUGAGGAAGAUAUCCUCCGCUACUUGGUGAAUAUGGGCGCUGAAGUCAAUGCUAACAGCGGCAUCUGGAACAAUUUGACGCACCCGAUAGUGAUGGGGCGACGGAGGAUCGUCGAGUUGCUGCUAGAGGGCGGUGUUGACGUGAAUGGAGUGGACUUGAUGGAAACUUCCGCUCUGCAUACAGCCGCUGCGGAGGGCAGCAUCGACUUGGCACACAUCUUGAUGAGGAGGGGCGCCAAAGUCAAUGCCCAGGACAUGUAUGGCUGGUCUCCGCUGCACAUCGCGUGCCUUCUCUCACGAAACGUCUGCUUAGAGAUGAUACAACUGCUUCUGGAUGGAGGGGCGGAAGUUGAAGCGGAAACUAAAUCCGGUUUCACUCCGUUAUGUCUUGCAGAGGCAGGCAAUGACCUUUCGUUUUUAGAACACCUGGUUAAUAACAUGCUCAGACUCGACAUUGUUCAUAGGACAACAUGUAUGCCUGAUGACAGGAGGAGAGAGCACGAGGACAUCGUGACCCUGCUGCUGGACAAUGGAGCCAGUUGCAACCACCAGGACAACUACCUGGGAUGGACGGCGCUGCACUGGGCUGCGGCUUCCGGAGACCUAAGAACGGCACAGCUGUUAUUGUCGAGGGGUGCGAAGGUCAGCAUCAGGUCGAAGCUCAACUUGACUCCUCAACAAACUGCCUUGUAUUUCGGCAAAGAACAAGUUAGUAGCUACAUCUACACAUUCAUCGAUGAGGCUCAAGCUGAUAAUCUUAACUCAAAAAAUGAUUUAAUUUAG
This is a messenger RNA of Nezara viridula (southern green stink bug), 1534 nucleotides long. NCBI's taxonomy places the organism in Eukaryota, Metazoa, Arthropoda, Insecta, Hemiptera, Pentatomidae. The record is from the annotation of a GenBank genome assembly.